Molecule: messenger RNA, 180 nt
Organism: Prunus armeniaca (apricot)
Lineage: Eukaryota; Viridiplantae; Streptophyta; Magnoliopsida; Rosales; Rosaceae
Source: the annotation of a GenBank genome assembly
AUGAAUCCAAUUUCCUCAACUGGGUUCGAGCAGUUGGGUGCUUUUGAGGCUGUUGAGGUCGAAUCUGAUGAUGCACGGACGAUUUGGGCAGACAGUGUUAAGAAGAAGAGGAAGAAAAAGAUGAACAAACACAAGUAUAAGAAGCUCAGGAAGCGUCUUCGUCGAAAGUCCAGAGCUUGA